Molecule: messenger RNA, 600 nt
Organism: Drosophila guanche
Lineage: Eukaryota; Metazoa; Arthropoda; Insecta; Diptera; Drosophilidae
Exons: 2
Coding region: 128-559 (143 amino acids)
Biological process (GO): sperm DNA condensation; spermatogenesis
Source: RefSeq, a predicted model, not a curated record
CGAUUCGUUCAGUUACUUGAAACAUUAAACACAACUAGCAAGCACAAGCAUAAAGCACAAGGCAUACAGCAAAAUUAACGUAAUUUGAACACUUUUAUUGAUAUUUAUUUUGGUUGUUUUCGACACCAUGCCUAAAAAACUAGAUUCUGAUAGCCCCAUGUUUGUGGCUUGUAGCGCACAUUUUAAUUUUCUGAGAGAGUACCGGAAGGCCUGUGCCGGCCAUGACAUCCAGCCUCAGCAAUUAUUCCACGAGGCCUCCACUGCCUGGCAGGCUCUUAGUACCGAGGAGAAGACCCUUUUCGAGGAGGAGAAUUAUUUGCCAGCUCGUCUCGCUGAAACUGGAAAAUCGUCCGUGGGUAUUGCUGUGGAUUUGCUGACAUCUCAGGGGAAGAAUAUAUUUGGGAAGGCCAAGUCCAAGGCUAAGCGCAAGGCAGUCAAGCGGCAGGUGCCAGCGAAGCAAAAGAAGAGCCAACAGACCACUCUUCGGCCAAAAAUGCGGCCCAAUAAUGAUCCCGUUUCUCCUUGUGUAUUGCAGAUCAUUUUUCGGAAACUUUCCUAGACCCAAAUAAAGUAUCUCUGGGUAAUAUAUUUAAUGGCAAA